AUGAACGGGGCUGAAGGAUCAGGCCUUAUUUUACUGAUAAGACGGAUCAGAAGACAAUGUAUAUUCUUGCAAGCAUAGUGAGGCGAGUCAAUUGCAACGUCGAACCGAACACGACACACCUUCAGUUCACACAGGAGCAGAUACAGGUCAACAUUGAUCCAUCGACUUCGUAUUUUGCCGUCAUCUACCGCAAGAAGUCGACGCAGGUGGCCUCUCUCAAUAGUCGCAGGGUGGUUGUAAAGGUUUAAUAAAACUCUGCUAUAGCUGGAGACAUCGUGAAGAUUACAUUGAUCACAAAAUCGCGCCCAGCAAUUGAUUAGUCGAGUUGGUCCAACUGACUCGUAAACCCGCCGACAUCCGGGGGACACUCGGGCCUCGCGGCCGAAACCCUGGGUGACACUGCAAUGCUAUGCAUAUCACUUGUCUCUUCAUUUGCCC
Molecule: messenger RNA, 438 nt
Organism: Aspergillus fijiensis CBS 313.89
Lineage: Eukaryota; Fungi; Ascomycota; Eurotiomycetes; Eurotiales; Aspergillaceae
Exons: 2
Coding region: 57-248 (63 amino acids)
Source: RefSeq, a predicted model, not a curated record